Magnolia sinica is the source of this 1515-nucleotide messenger RNA. RefSeq names its product protein FAR1-RELATED SEQUENCE 5-like. The transcript is spliced from 5 exons. The record is from RefSeq and is a predicted model, not a curated record. Lineage: Eukaryota; Viridiplantae; Streptophyta; Magnoliopsida; Magnoliales; Magnoliaceae. Bases 1 to 1515 code for a protein of 504 amino acids. Gene Ontology annotation, biological process: regulation of DNA-templated transcription.
AUGGAUGAGAAGGUACCGAAUCCAGAAAUUGGUAUGGAGUUUAAAACAGAGAAAGAUGCAUAUGAUUUCUACAAUAGUUUCGGAAGGAAAGUCGGUUUCAGUAUUCGAAAGCAUAAUGUAAAAAAAGAUAAAAUGACAGGUGUAUUGAAAAUGAGAGAUUUUAUUUGUUCUAAAGAAGGUAAACGUUCAUUUGAUAAACGUGAUGUUAAUGUGAAGCAUCAUCGGGAUGAAACAAGAACAAGUUGUGAGGCACAUAUGAAAAUUAGAUUGGGAGUUGACGGAAAAUAUCGUGUUACUGAUAAUAAGAUUGAUCAUAAUCAUAUUCUUGCAUCUCCUGAAGAAGCUCAUUUGUUGAGAUCACAACGGAAAUUUACUCAAGAAGUAGUUGCUGAUAAUUGUGAUAAUGCAGAUGGAAGAAUGAUUUUAGAUUAUGAACGUUUUGGAGAUGUGAUUUGCUUUGGCACAACGUAUAAAACAAAUGAGUAUGGACGGCCAUUUGCACCAUUUAUUGGUGUUAAUCAUCAUAGACAGACAGUUAUAUUUGGGGCUGCACUCCUCUACGAUGAAACAAUCGAUUCUUUCAGAUGGUUGUUUAGAACAUUCUGUGAUGCAAUGUGUAGAAAAGAACCCCAAACCAUUCUCACAGAUCAGGAUAAGGCUAUGUCAAAUGCCAUCAAGAUAGAGUUACCUGGAACGGUUCAUCGUAUUUGUGUAUGGCAUAUGUUUCAGAAUGCUUGCAAACAUCUAAGUCAUCUAUUUUGUUCUUCCAAGUCGUUUGGCAAUGAUUUUAGUAGAUGUGUAUAUGAUUUUGAUGAGGAGCAUGAAUUUCUUGAAGCGUGGGAAAAAAUGAUCAUGAAAUAUAAUCUCACAGAUAAUAUAUGGUUACAACAGUUAUUCAAUGAAAAGGAGAAGUGGGCAUUAGUAUAUGGAAAGAAUAGUUUUUGUACAGAUAUGAAGAGCACGCAACGUUGUGAAAGUUUAAAUAAGGAUUUGAAGAAAUACUUGCAUCCUGGUCAAAAUAUAAUCAAAUUUUUUGAACAUUUCGAACGCUUGGUAGAUGAUAGACGAAAUGCAGAAUUAGAAGCCAAUUUCAAAAUGGCUCAAAGUUCACCAAUUGUAACUUUUCUUGUUAGCAUCCUAAAGCACGCAGCUAGUGUAUAUACACCAACUAUUUUCAAAUUAUUUCAAGCAGAAUUUGGUGAUAGCCUUGAUCAAAUAGUGGAACAAGUAGAUGAGUCUGCACUCUCCCUCUCCCUCUCCCUCUCCCUCUCCCUCCCCUUCUCUCGAGCUCCCACGCCCUCACACCUCCUUCAACAGCAUCGGCUCUUCAGCAGCGUUGCCUCCGCUGGCUCUCCGUCUUCCUCUCUCGAGCUACUAGUCCUGAUCCAUGUUUGGCUGUUCCAUGUGUCAUUCAAGAGCUUUGGGGAUAUAGCUAACAUCCCCAUGAAGGGAAAACACAUGAGAUGCGAUAAGAUUGCCAAUGCACACUAUACAGCCAGUGGUCUCCAUGAAUGA